Aspergillus tanneri is the source of this 1314-nucleotide messenger RNA. RefSeq names its product SIP1 domain-containing protein. The transcript is spliced from 2 exons. Gene Ontology annotation, biological process: spliceosomal snRNP assembly. The record is from RefSeq and is a predicted model, not a curated record. Gene Ontology annotation, cellular component: nucleus; SMN complex. The coding region runs from base 1 to 1314 and encodes 437 amino acids. NCBI's taxonomy places the organism in Eukaryota, Fungi, Ascomycota, Eurotiomycetes, Eurotiales, Aspergillaceae.
AUGCCCGACAAGCGAAAGCCGUCCGCUUCCGUAUCUGGCUCGUCACCGUAUGCGAAACGUACCCGCUCUUCAUAUGCAGAAUGUGACGACGGAGACGACAUGCCUCCCGCCGUGACUCCAUACGAACGCCCUCGCAACCACCCCGUUUACGGCCAGAAGAGCGCUUUUCCGGGUCUCGACACGGCAGGAGAUGAUGAAUUAUUCUAUGGCCCAGCAGAGGAUGGUAUGGAGUAUCUUCGCAUGGUCCGGUCCGAAGCCAAUUCGUUACCCUUCCUGUUCACUGCGCCUUUGCCUACGGAGCCGUCUGUGGAAGAGACCCGGAAGAGUCACGAGGAGGGGGAGGAACAUCGACAACGCGAGGGGAAAGAGAAAGAGAAAGUUCUGUUGCAGGGUUUCUACAUCGAUGGGGUCUACACCGUACCUGCGCCCACCAGUGUGGACGUAACUGCUACGGGCGCGCACAUCGCCACAGGCACAUAUUCAGACGCACAGUCUAGCUACUAUAACCUCCUUCGUCAUCGGUUUCUUCUCCUCCGAUCGAUUCUCAAGUGUACGCCCCCAUCGACGGCUAUCGCUGCGCUGGAUGACUCGCACCCGAUCAGUCUGCCCAGACACUCGAAAAUUGCGUGCAAGGAAUGGCGACGUCUCCUCCUCGCGGUGGAUCCGCAGACGGUCCAGCUAGCAUGUAUGGAUAUGGAGAGUGUGCUAGGCGUGCUAGGGAUUAUGGCGCGGUUAAUGUCCGAGAACGUUAGAAGCGGAGACGCAGCACGAAUUCGACGAAUCGGAGCCUGGGCCUGGGGUUUACUGAGCAAGUGCCGGGAAGUUGGGCAGCUGGGGACAGAGGAAGUCGGGGAGAUCCGUGAACUGGGAAAACGAGCCGUGAAGAUCCUGCGAAAGAUGAAGGAGGAGGAGGAUGAGAAGAAUAAUCGAGUCGGGGACGAGGAUGGGGAAGGAGUCUCGAACGAGGAGUCAGACAAUGAAGACCAUCCAGUGGACGACUCUGGUCACGCAGAUGAUGAGGAAGGAGAAAACCGACUGAAAUUUUCGAACGAUUCUCCCAUGGAAACCCCUGAUCAAGAUAUGCCCGAUGCCGAGAGGGAGCCUCCAGCCGACGAAUUGGAGCAAGCCAAAGCUCAACUUCAGGCGAAAAUCCAAGACAGCAUGGAGGAACCGGAGUCGACAACCCAAGACCGUGCCCUGGAAGCAUCAAUGCAGACUCGAGCCAUGCUGGACAUGAUCAUCACCGUGGUGGGCGAAUACUACGGGCAACGAGAUCUGCUGGAGGCGCGGGAGAUGUGGAUGGGCGAUACCUGA